Thrips palmi is the source of this 1514-nucleotide messenger RNA. It is a transcript of the gene Ccs, whose product is annotated as copper chaperone for superoxide dismutase. Gene Ontology annotation, biological process: removal of superoxide radicals. The transcript has 6 exons. Gene Ontology annotation, molecular function: copper ion binding. The record is from RefSeq and is a predicted model, not a curated record. Lineage: Eukaryota; Metazoa; Arthropoda; Insecta; Thysanoptera; Thripidae. Bases 196 to 1092 code for a protein of 298 amino acids.
CUGUACAACGCAGAGACGCAGAAACAGGGGACUUUGCCGAAAAUCGCCACUUAUCUCUUUAUAGUUCACUGCAGCGACAUGCCAAGCGCUAAGUAAAUAUCCUUCGGUAUCUGAUUCGCCAGUUGUCAUUGUGUACUUCCCUCUGCAUUCUUCUUUACCUGUCGGUGUCGGUGUUUCACACAGGUCAGCUCUGCCAUGGGCAACAGUAAUAGCCUUUUCGGAAACCACGUUGCUGGAGAUAUCAACCCUGGAGCUAAACCAACGAAGUUGGAAUUUGCAGUGAAAAUGUCCUGUAAUGCUUGUGUAGAGCAGAUAAGAUCAAAACUCGAUGGAGUGUCAGGCAUCGACAACUUCAAUAUUGACUUCACAAUGGGUACUGUAGUUGUGGAGACUAGUUUGCCGUCAUAUGUAAUACAGCACCGUAUUCAAAGCACAGGAAAAGAUGUAAUACUUCGCGGGAUUGGUGGGAAAGAGCACAAGAACCUGGGGUCUGCUGUUGCUAUGCUUGGCGGAGAUAGCGGAUUUAGUGCGACAGGUGUGCAUGGAGUUGUUCGAAUGACACAGUUUGAUGAAGCCAAUUGCAUAAUAGACGGAACAAUAGAUGGGUUGAGCCCGGGAAAACAUGGCCUGCAUAUUCACGAAUGUGGGGAUAUCUCAAAAGGGUGUGACAGUGUUGGAGGCCAUUACAAUCCCAACAAUGUAAAUCAUGGCAGCCCCGAAAUGGAUGAAAUGAACAGACAUGUUGGUGAUCUUGGAAAUGUACUUGCAGACACUGAUGGAAGAGCUGUUUUUCGUAUUGUAGAUCGUCUUGUUAAAGUUUGGGACAUUAUUGGUCGAUCCAUUGUUAUCACUGAAUCUGAAGAUGAUUUGGGUACUGGCGAGAAAGAAAUUUCUAAAGUAGAUGGAAAUUCAGGGCACAGGUUAGCAUGUGGAAUCAUUGCUAGAUCAGCAGGCCUUUUUGAAAACAGUAAAAAAAUAUGUGCUUGUGAUGGUCUUACUCUGUGGGAUGAAAAGAACAAACCGUUGGCUGGCAGUUCACGGCAGCAGAAGCAGGAACAAGAAGAGGGACUGCAGCCCUCUUCCAGUUUAUAAUGCUAAUUAACAAUGCCAGUUCUCUGCUACAAAAUCCAUUCCACCUGCUAGUUGAUUGCCCUCAUCUCUUGCUUAACCUUUGUGUAUAUGUUGUUCGAGAUUGGAGUGUACCCAGAACCAAAUAAGUACAUAAAGCAGUAGUAUAUGGAUAAACAAAAUAAUUGUAGAAACUUAUGCUACCUGAAAUGUUGAAUCGAUUUCGGAAGUUUUGAGCCUGAUGUAAAUUGUUGUGGUAUAUUGUGAUAAAUGAGCACCUCAUAGGGUCUCCGUUCCGUAUGUCUUUAGUUGCUUUCGAUACAUUUGCUGCAGGUAAACACCAAUAUUUCCUCCUUAAUUAAGUUUUUGAUCAAACUCUGUGAUGAUGAUUAUUGUUUAAUAUGUUUGCUAUGCUGUACCUAAUAAAGUAAUUUUUUAAUGUUCAA